UAUGCACAGCUCGGCAUGCCGUUUAAUCAGGGCUUUGUUUUUUUAUUUUCCUUUUGAUGAAAGGAUCAUUGAAUUGACCAUGAGAGUGUAAUGUGCGUGAACGAACAUCCAUGUUAAAUCGUGACCGACCGCGAGGUUUUAUGACGCGUUCUCUAAUCGAUCAUGUUAGUGUAGAUCGUUACUUUAAUUACAUACGUGGUGGCACGAUGUCGGCUCUCAGCAUGCAGGAGCAAGCGGAAGCCGCCGACCGAGCGCAGAUGCUCAAGAAGAUCCUGAGCGCGUCCUUCUACGCGCUGGCCUCAUUCAUGAUCACCGUAGUGAACAAGACUGUGCUUACGACGUACGCCUUCCCCUCGUACCAAGUGCUCGGCCUGGGCCAAAUGGUGGCCACGAUCAUGGUGCUGUGGAGCGGCCGCUCCUUCGAGGUGGUGCAGUUCCCGGCGCUGGACAGCGGCAUCGUGCGGCGCAUAUGGCCGCUGCCAGUCAUCUACCUCGGCAACAUGGCAACCGGGCUCGGCGGGACCAAGGAGCUCAGCCUGCCGAUGUUCACGGCGCUGCGACGCUUCAGCAUACUCAUGACGAUGCUUGGAGAGAGGUUCGUGUUAGGCGUGAGAGCCUCCUGGUCAGUUCAAACCAGUGUGUUUGCCAUGGUUGGUGGUGCCCUGCUGGCCGCCGCCGAUGACGUCACAUUCUCCGUGUCUGGAUACACUCUGGUGCUGCUCAAUGAUGCAUUCACUGCUGCUAAUGGUGUGUACAUGAAGAAGAAACUGGAUGCCCAAGACCUUGGUAAAUAUGGCCUCAUGUAUUACAACGCUUUGUUCAUGAUAGUCCCAGCUGCAGUAGUUGCUUGGGCAACUGGUGAUUUACACAGAUCUGCAGAAUAUGAGCACUGGGGUGACUCACUGUUCCUAGCACAGUUCCUAAUGUCAUGUGUGAUGGGAUUUAUUCUGUCAUACAGUGUAAUGCUCUGCACUCAGUACAAUAGUGCACUCACCACCACAAUCAUUGGGUGCCUGAAAAAUAUCCUGGUGACAUAUUUGGGGAUGGUUAUUGGUGGUGACUAUGUGUUCUCAUGGCUGAACUUUGUGGGUCUGAACAUCAGUGUGCUGGCCAGCCUGCUGUACACAUAUGUUACGUUCAAGCGCAAGCCUACUCCCUCCUACAUCCUGGUGGAGAACUCGAAGGUGGACACUGUAUAGCAGUACCGUAAGAGGAGACCGACUCAGUGCUCUACAUAUCUAGUAUAGUAUUGAAGGUGGUGCCAAAGAUGACUGUGACAGUGAGUGACAUGUAAAUACAUAUUAUUAUCAUUUAACUUGUACAGAACAUAUUUUAUGAAGUUCAUUUGUGAAAUAUCAACAAUUCCUGUGCAGCAGUAACCUUUUCAAUAGAUCUAAAAUGCAACCAGCUUUUUUGGGUAUGAGUGAUAUCAAACAAUAUUCAUUGAAUGAUCCAGUGUUAUUUGCAUUAAUUAAAUGUUUUGUAGCUAUAUGGUCAAUGAGACCAAUUAAUGCCAUAGUAACCAAAUCAUGGUGACUUAUUAAUAUUUAUCUAAGUUAUAACAAUUUUAGUAUAUUUUGUAACAAUAAUAUUGCCAAGAUUGUAUAGAAUUUAUACUUAAAGUAUAGCUUCAUAAUGAGAAACAUAAAAUAAAUAUGUUAUGCUCUGUGUAUAAUAUAUUUAUUUGAUUCUCUAAUGAGCAAUAAAAAAUAUAUAUGAUGUAACAACUAUAAUUACUGUUGUAAGUAUUUGAUGGCAAAGUUGUUAAGUUUUCAAGCUUAUCAUAACUGUUAAUAUACACUUAAACGAGCUGAUAAUAAUGUUGAAAUGUACACCUUAGCAUUUCAUUUGCAGUUCAGUAAUAAAAAUACAUUAUCUUGUAAUAUUUAUAUUGUAAGUCUAUUGCAAAAAUAUUUACUUAUUAUAAACCAUAUAUUAUAUAAGUAAUACAGGAGAUAUAUUUGUACAGAAAAAAAUUAUUGUCAUGUAAAGUGUAUAUAACAGCACACAUUAGCUAUUUAUAAUAUUUUCUUAAAUGAAACACACAGAAUUCACAUUUAUACCACACAUUUAUUGAUUUAAUAAAUACAGAACACAAAAAUAAAUGCAGCUUGAUAGGAGAUCAACAAAACUUUGCAAAAUGAUUUUUUAAGUGAAUAUAUUUUGAUUAUGAGGCUCUGUACAUAAUGCUUAGUUUUAUAGAAAAUUUUAAAGGAUAUAUUACUCAUAACUUAGUUGGAAAUAGGCAUUUUAUACGUAUAAAUUGUAUAUCUGGCUGGAGAUGUGCUUAGCUUAUGUAACAAAGUUACUGAAUACCCUUAAACAAUGAUAAUUUAAAAUGUGUAAAAAAGGUUAUUCAUACUGGAAUUGCCUAUGCCUUGUAACAAGACUUAGAUUGAAACUUUAUUAUUUAAGCACCUGUGAGCUGAUUUCAACUUCAUCAAAUUUCAAUCGUUUUGAGAUUGAACACUACAUUGAAUGGCAAUUUCAGAAUAUUUAGUAGUACCAAGGAUACCUUAUUUACUAAAAUCUCUAAGUAAAGAUGGAAAAAGCCUUAUGAGAAGAUUAAUAGACUGAUAUUUAUCAUGUUAGUGCAUUAUUUAGAUUUUAUAGUAGCCAAGAUACAAAUAAAUAUAUGUGUGAAUUAUAUCAAAUAUUUAUACAGGAAUAUAAGAAAGUAUAUAGUUAUUGUAUAGUUUUAUAAGUAUAGACAAUAGUGGAUGUUUCUGUUUGUAUGUAAUAGCCUGAAGCCAGCCACUUUGAAAGAACAUAAGCUAAGCAUCUCUCCCGCCCAAUAUUUAAUGUUGACACACUAAGGCCCUAGUUCCCCAACAACAAUAAACAUCCGUUUUUCUUAUAACAACUGUUUACUAUGAAUUUUCACGCUUCAUUUUUAACCGACUUCCCAAAAAGGAGGUUCUCAAUUUGUCGAGAUCUUUUUUUCAAAGUAAACAGUUGUUUUUAGAAAUAACUGAAGUUUAUGUUGUUGGUGAACUUCGAUCUAAAAAAUAUUAAUCAUUGCGAUAGGUAAAUCUCUCAAUAAAUCAUAUUAGUACAAAUAUUGUAAAUUAGUGUAAGCAUUUUAAGAUAUUUUCGUAAAUACAUACAUACAUACCGUUAUUAUAUUUAUACCACAGAUGAAGGAAAGAUAGCGGAAAUGCUAUAAGGGGAUGGUAGGUCAGGCGCCUUCUUGUAGGUCAAGUAGAUGUGGUCAGUCACUAGAACUAACGAAGCGUUCGGGUUCCUUGUCAAAUCAAAACCUAUCUGUCAAAGAUUGGUGAUUUUAUUUAAUUUUGAAAAUAAUGGGCGGGUUGCAUAGAAUAUACUCUGUAAGGGCGGAGCUAGUAUCGUUCCUCGUUCCUCGAACUCCCGCUGUUUGUCACGCUACUUUCUUAGGAGAUUUUGCGUUAUGACAUCUCCGCUAGUCAUUUCGUUCUCCAUGAUUUAUACCAAGUAAAUUGAACUCUAUUUGUUAUUCACAUGUUGAUUGAAAAAUAGAUUGUAGCACAUGAAUCAGUUUCUCUUAAUAAUAUUGAAAUAUGGACGGACCAGACAAUUGGAUUUAAAUUGAUCAAACUAGGCAUCGUAACCAAUCUUCUGCAAACAGGAUGAACACGAUAUUCAAUACUUAUAUUUUAAUUUGCCUCGAUUUUUUAAAAUGUAAGGGCACCAAACUACUAUUUAAUAAAAUAAAUUAAUCAUACUUCA
Molecule: messenger RNA, 3708 nt
Organism: Helicoverpa zea (corn earworm)
Lineage: Eukaryota; Metazoa; Arthropoda; Insecta; Lepidoptera; Noctuidae
Gene: frc
Product: UDP-sugar transporter UST74c
Exons: 1
Coding region: 111-1199 (362 amino acids)
Cellular component (GO): Golgi apparatus
Molecular function (GO): GDP-fucose transmembrane transporter activity; antiporter activity
Source: RefSeq, a predicted model, not a curated record